UCAAGGCAAUGAUCUUGGUCUCCGCCAUUCUGCAGUAUAUUGUUACACCGUACACAAAGUUGUAGUUCUGUAGUCUACGCACUGAAGUUGAAUCUAAUUAAGGGAACCGCAGAAUUUCAAAUCACCAAGAUGCAUCUGACGCGGAGUCACUACAGAAUUCUGAUGUCCAUGGUGGCCGCGCUAGGCAUGAUGGGAUUCCUGACCGUAGUUGCCUAUGUGCUGGAUGAAUCAUUGGACGCGACAAAUCAACAUGCUGAUGGGAAAACACGCAACGCUCAGACCGAGGUUAAAAUAGAUAACGUACAGAGACCACCGGUGAUGAAAAGUAGCGACCUGAAAGAGAGAUUAUCGGUUACACCGAAAAAGCCUGCGCCCUCAGUCGAGAUCGAGAUGAAAAGCGGCGACCUGAAGCACAUAGAUCGAGAAAAAGCUCUCGUGCUCGGCCACACUAGGAAAGAUAAAGGUUUUCUGACCAUUGGAAUCCCCGCGUCCCACGCGGGAGGUGAAGAUAACCUGGAGCAGACUUUGAAAUCUCUCAUCCAGAACACCGAGGAAGCCGAGAGACCGAGGGUAACCAUCGUCGUAUUCGCCCACGAUUUCGACCAGAGCGCCCGGCAGGCCGUGCGGUACGUCGUCGGUAACUUCACGGAGCCCGUCCAGAGCGGCAUGCUGCAGCUAAUCGAGGCCCCGCUGUCUUUUUAUCGGACACCCGAGGCGCAGAAGAACGGUCAGGUGAAAGAGAACCUGGACAACGCCUUUCUGAUCUCCUACUCGGAAAACCUCUCCGAGUACUACCUGCAACUGGACGACAGUGUCAAAACGGUCCCUGGCUACGUGCGUUCGAUCCGCGAUUUCAUCAACGGACAGGGGAAGAAAUAUUGGGUGACCCUGGAGUUUUCUAGCAAGCCGUUCACGGGGAAGCUGAUCCGCUCAGGCGGCAGGGACCAGGGGCAGCUCACCCACCUUCUGGUGGAGUUCGGCGAGAAACUCUCCGUUGGCAAGUUGUACGAAUCGUUUAAGAAGUUCAACGCCCAGAAGCAGCCUAUAAUGCACCGACCGCCCCUCUUUGACAACUUGGGAAAUGCACCCUAGUCGCGAAACCAAGUCAUCAUUGGGGAAAACAAAACAAAAAAUUAGCCAAUGUCAGAUCCGCAAAGCCCUCGAACAAAGCCCAUACCUACUGCGGAUAGGUGACUUUUCGAACUUUUAUUUUGGUUCCACUGAACACCGGCAUAACUAUGCCACCUCAUAACCAAGUACUCGGAUUGUUUUGGUUUCCAUCUGUUCCAUCUAUGGAAUUGUGACAACAAACACCGGUUGUUGUUUUUUAUUCUUGUCCACAUAUCACAUUUAUUUAAGGUACGUGAUAUUUCAAUAAAAAUGAAACUGUGUAUAUUGAAAAUGAUAUCAGAAUAAUCCCAUAAGUCUCCGGGGUAGCCAAGUAGGGGGCAGGGCAAAACUAUAAACUCUUGGCAUAUACAGAGUAAAAAAAAAUGUCAGGACCGUUGUUUUAGUGAAGUUCUGCAUAUACACUUUCAGAAUCUAGGAUAUUAAAUCCCAAUAAGCUUCAUUUAGUACAAGAAUCAUUCAAACCACUUAUGUACUUUUCAAGUUACGGAAUUUUAAACAAGUGGCAAACACCGUUUUAAAUUGUUGUCCACGGAUCACUUAAAAAGGUAUUGUUUUAAGUUCAGAAAAACGAAAACAAUUUACAUUCAUCUCUGUGUGAAUUGUUACCGUUUUGCUUAAUAAACGGAUGUUUGUAAUCCAAAUUCCAUUAUACUGGAAAAGUACAUGAGUGAUUUGAAUGAUGCUUAUACUAAA
Molecule: messenger RNA, 1824 nt
Organism: Patiria miniata (bat star)
Lineage: Eukaryota; Metazoa; Echinodermata; Asteroidea; Valvatida; Asterinidae
Product: alpha-1,3-mannosyl-glycoprotein 4-beta-N-acetylglucosaminyltransferase C-like
Exons: 5
Coding region: 130-1092 (320 amino acids)
Biological process (GO): protein N-linked glycosylation
Molecular function (GO): acetylglucosaminyltransferase activity
Source: RefSeq, a predicted model, not a curated record